CCCGGCCCCGCGCUGCGGGUGCUGCUGCUCUGGGGCGGCGCCGAGGGCCGGGAGCGCUGCCGGGUCUAUGGGCAGGGGAGCCCCAGCGCCGAGGAGAUCUGCCUGGAGCUGGCCCAGAGCCUCGGGAUCUCCCCUCUCUGCUGCAGCCUCUUCGCCCUGUUCGAGCCCCGGCAGCGGCUCUGGCUGCCCCCGAACCAGCGGAUCCGCAUCGGGCCCGGCACCGACCGCACCCUGCAGCUCAGGAUGAGGUUUUAUUUCCGGAACUGGCACGGGCUGCUCCGAUCCGAGCCGCCGGUUCUGCGCAGGGCCGGGGGGAACGGGACGGCCCUGCUGGACUGGGCGUCCUUCCAGUACCUGUUCCAGCAGGCCAAGCUGGAUUUCGCCGGGGGGGCGCUGGGGGGCGCCCCCGAGCGGCUGCAGGAGGAGAGCCUGGGCCUGGCCGUGCUGCAGCUGGCGCAGCUGGCGCUGCAGGGCGGCGCCGCGCUCACGCAGGUGGCGCGGACACACAGUUUCCAGGAGUGCCUGCCCCUGCCAUUCCGGCUCCAGCUGCAGCACAGCUCCCUGCUGACCCGCCUGCGCCUCCGCCGCAGUUUCCGCCGUUUCCUGCGGCGUUUCCAGCGCCUGGUGCUGGCCCCGGGCGGGCUGACGGCCCAGGACGUGAUGUACAAAUUCCUCAGCACCCUGGAGCUGCUGCUUCCUCACUUUGGGAGUGAAACUUUCCAGCUUCUGGCCCUGCAGGUGGGAGAGGAGGGGGAGAUGAGACCGGUGGAGCCGCAGGAAAUUCGGGAAUUCGGGGAAUUCCGGGUCACGCAUCAGCUGCUGGUCAGCGGGACCGGAGGGAUCCGGUGGAGGCCGGAGCUGGAGAAGAGCCCAGGGAGCCCCUCCCAGCGUGGAUAUUUUUGGAAGAAAAGCUGCCCCCAGGAUUUGGGGGCUCAGCAGGAGCCCAGAGAGGCCCCCUGGAGCCAAUUCUGUGAUUUUGGGGAGAUCACCCACGUGGGGGUGAAGGAUUGCAGAGUCAGCAUCCACAGGCAGGACAACAAGUGCCUGGAUGUUGUUUUACCCUCUCCAGGCAGUGCCCUGUCCCUGGUGUCUCUCCUGGAUGGAUAUUUUCGCCUCACAACCGACUCCACCCAUUUCCUGUGUCACGACGUGGCCCCUCCCCGGCUGCUGCUGAGCAUCCAGCACGGCAUCCACGGCCCCGUGCAGGAGCAGUUUGUGCAGGCCAAGCUGCGGCGGGAGCAGCCGCAGGAGGGGCUGUACCUGCUGCGCUGGAGCGCGCUGGACUGCAACAGGAUCAUCCUGGCCGUGCUGGGACGGGGACAGGCCGCCGGCUCGGCGGGCUCGCUGCAGCUCCGCCAGUUCCGGAUCCAGCAGAAAGGAGAUUCCUUCCAGCUGGAGGGCUGGGCUCGGGAAUUCCCCUCCCUGGGGGCGCUCCUGGAUGCGCUCCGGGGCUGCACCCUCCGCUGCGGGCAGGAAAUCUUCACAGUCAGGACGUGCUGCCCUCCCAGACCUGGAGAGAUCUCGGAGCUGUUGAUCGCCAGGAGUGGGGAGGAGACAGGGAAGGAGGAGCUGAACCUGAGCCAGCUCAGCUUCCACCAGAUCCGCGGGGAGCAGAUCACCCAGCGAGCCCACCUGGGCCAGGGCACCAGGACCAACAUUUAUGAUGGGAUGUUGAGUCUCUGCCCUGGGAAUUCCGGGAAUGAGGAUGAGGGAUGUUUCCCCACGGAGCAGAACAGCAGGGGCAGGAGGGAGGUGCACGUGGUGCUCAAAGUGCUGGACCCCAGCCACAGGAACAUCACCCUGGCAUUUUUUGAGAGUGCCAGCCUCAUGUCCCGGGUGUCCCACGUGCACUUGGCCUUCGUGCACGGGCUGUGCGUGCGCGGCUCCGAGAACAUCCUGGUGGAGGAGUUUGUGGAGCACGGGCCCCUGGACCUGCUGCUCAGGAGGGAGAAAGGGAAAAUCUCCGUGGGCUGGAAAAUCAGCGUGGCCAAGCAGCUGGGGAGUGCCCUCAGCUACCUGGAGGACAAGCGGCUGGUGCACGGGCACGUGUGCGCCAAGAACGUGCUGCUGGCGCGGCGCGGGCUGGGGGCGGGGCCGGGGGCGGGGCCGGGGGCGGGGCCCUGGGCCAAGCUCAGCGCGCCCGGGCUGGGCCUCGGCGCGCUCAGCAGGGAAGAACGAGUGGACAGGAUUCCCUGGAUCGCCCCCGAGUGCAUCAGGGAUGUGGGAAACCUCAGCCCGGCUUCGGAUAAAUGGAGUUUUGGGACAACCCUGCUGGAAAUCUGCUUCGAUGCUGAUGUUCCCCUGAAGGAACGAACUCCCUCCGAGAAGGAGCGGUUCUAUGAGAAGAGGCAUCGGCUGCCGGAGCCGUCGUGCCGGGAAUUGGCGGCGUUGAUUUCGCGGUGUCACAAUUACAACCCGGGGGAGAGGCCGUCCUUCCGAACGGUGCUGAGGGAGCUCACCCGGCUGCAGCCGCAGAAGCUCGUGGACGUCACCUCGGUGAAUCCCGAAUUCCCGGUGUCAGAUCCCACCGUGUUCCAGAAGCGCUACCUGAAAAAAAUCCGGGAGCUGGGCGAGGGCCACUUUGGCAAGGUGAGCUUGUGUUGCUACGACCCCACCAACGAUGGCACAGGGGAGAUGGUGGCUGUGAAAUCCCUCAAAUCUGAGAGCAGCCCCCAAAUCCUCAGCUCCUGGAAGAGAGAAAUCCAAAUUUUGAAAACCCUCUACCAUGAAAACAUUGUCAGGUACAAGGGCUGCUGCACUGAGCAAGGGGACAAGGUGGUGCAGCUGAUCAUGGAGUACCUGCCCCUGGGCAGCCUCAGGGAGUUCCUGCCCAGACACCCCCUGAGCCUCCCCCACCUCCUGCUCUUUGCCCAGCAGAUCUGCCAGGGCAUGUCCUAUUUGCACUCCCUGCACUUCAUCCACAGGGACCUGGCAGCACGAAAUGUUCUCCUGGAAAACGAAAAAUUGGUAAAAAUUGGAGAUUUUGGUUUGGCCAAAGCUGUUCCAGAGGGACAUGAAUAUUACAGAGUGAGGGAGGAUGGAGACAGCCCCGUGUUCUGGUACGCCCCAGAAUGUCUCAAGGAGUGCAAGUUUUAUUAUUCCUCAGAUGUUUGGUCUUUUGGGGUGACACUUUAUGAGCUCCUCACACGUUGUGACCCCCUCAGCAGCCCCCCAGCUAAGUUUUUGGAGAUGAUCGGAGCCACCCAAGGGCAGAUGACGGUGCUGAGGUUGAUUGAGCUGCUGGAGAGGGGGAAGAGGCUCCCCCUGCCCAGGGAUUGUCCAUGGGAGGUGGGGAAAAAUGGG
This is a messenger RNA of Oenanthe melanoleuca, 3303 nucleotides long. RefSeq names its product tyrosine kinase 2 (gene TYK2). Gene Ontology annotation, cellular component: membrane; cytoskeleton; cytosol. Gene Ontology annotation, biological process: cytokine-mediated signaling pathway; cell differentiation; peptidyl-tyrosine phosphorylation. The record is from RefSeq and is a predicted model, not a curated record. Lineage: Eukaryota; Metazoa; Chordata; Aves; Passeriformes; Muscicapidae. Gene Ontology annotation, molecular function: ATP binding; non-membrane spanning protein tyrosine kinase activity; cytokine receptor binding. The annotation marks the transcript as partial. The transcript is spliced from 22 exons.